Plodia interpunctella (Indianmeal moth) is the source of this 6146-nucleotide messenger RNA. It is a transcript of the gene Sra-1, whose product is annotated as Cytoplasmic FMR1 interacting protein. Gene Ontology annotation, molecular function: small GTPase binding; RNA 7-methylguanosine cap binding. NCBI's taxonomy places the organism in Eukaryota, Metazoa, Arthropoda, Insecta, Lepidoptera, Pyralidae. Bases 238 to 4050 code for a protein of 1270 amino acids. The record is from RefSeq and is a predicted model, not a curated record. Gene Ontology annotation, biological process: cell projection assembly; cell morphogenesis; regulation of actin filament polymerization. Gene Ontology annotation, cellular component: neuron projection; synapse; SCAR complex. The transcript has 28 exons.
AAUGAAUGAAUAGCGAUGGCGGAUGAAUGUUUCGUGAUUGUAUUUUACGAUAAUUUCACAAAAAAUAAUAUUUAUCACGACAUAGUUUGCAUUUCACUGUUCUGAUAGUGUCUAAUUAUUUACUAUUAUAAUGAGUGACUAAUAUCAGUACCCGUACAGUACUAACAUCAUCAACAUUCCAUAGUACAGUGUUUAUAGGAAUAUUUUGGUAUUUCCGUGAAAACAUAGAAUACUAUCAUGUCUGUAAGCGAAAAAGUAUCGCUUUCGGAUGCUUUGACAAACGUAGAUGUGUUGGAUGAGCUUACAUUACCCGAUGAGCAGCCAUGUAUCGAAGCAGCCCCCUGUUCCAUCCUGUACCAGGCCAACUUCGACACAAACUUCGAGGACCGGAACGGGUUCGUCACUGGCAUUGCCAAGUACAUUGAAGAAGCUACAGUUCAUGCCAACCUGAAUGAGCUCCUGGAAGAAGGCAAUGCCCACGCGGUGAUGCUGUACACGUGGCGUUGCUGCAGCCGCGCCAUCCCGCAGCCGCGCUCCAACGAACAGCCGGACCGCGUGCACAUUUACGAGAGGACUGUCCAGGUCCUGGCGCCGGAGGUGGACAAGCUGCUGCAGUUCAUGUACUUCCAGCGCAAAGCGAUCGAGCGUUUCUGUGGUGAGGUCCGUCGUCUGUGCCACGCUGAGAAGCGACGCGACUUCGUGUCUGAAGCGUACCUGCUCACGCUCGGCAAGUUCGUCAACAUGUUCGCCGUGCUCGACGAGCUGAAGAACAUGAAGAGCUCCGUGAAGAACGACUACUCAACGUAUAGAAGAGCGGCUCAGUUCCUAAAAGUGAUGUCGGACAGCCAGAGUCUGCAAGAGUCCCAGAACCUCUCCAUGUUCCUCGCCACCCAGAACAAGAUCCGAGACACUGUCAAGGAUGCUCUGGAGAAGAUUAAUGGCUAUGAGGAGUUGCUUGCAGAUGUAGUGAACAUUUGCGUUCAUAUGUACGAGACGAGAAUGUAUCUCACUCCGUCAGAGAAACACAUGCUGGUCAAGGUGAUGGGUUUCGGCCUGUUUCUGAUGGAUUCCGACGCUUGCAACAUCAACCGGUUGGACCAGAAAAAGAAGAUUCGCCUCGAUCGCAUCGAUAGGAUCUUCAAGAAUCUGGAAGUAGUGCCUCUGUUCGGUGACAUGCAGAUCGCUCCAUUCAACUACAUCAAGAGGUCGAAACAUUAUGAUCCUAGCAAAUGGCCGAUGUCCUCGAGCGCUAACCCCCCCUCCCCGCAAGCGGACCUGAUGGUCCACCUGCCGCAGAUCAGGGAGCAGCAUCAGAACUACAUCUCCGAGUUGGCGCGGUACAGCAACGAGGUGACUACAACGUUCAAAGAAGCUGGCUCAGACGCCGAGAACAAGGCGGUCACUGAACUCUGUCUGCGGGGCUUACAGCUCCUGUCCUCCUGGUGUUCUGUCUUGACCGAAUUGUGUUCGUGGAAGUUGCUACACCCUACGGACCACGCCAGCAAUCCAAGAUGUCCGCCGGACGCUGAAGAGUAUGAGAGGGCGACCCGCUACAACUAUACGUCAGAAGAGAAAUUCGCCAUGAUAGAAGUGAUCGCAAUGAUCAAAGGAUUACAAGUCCUAAUGGCCAGGAUGGAGACAGUCUUCGCUGAUGCUGCAAGGAGGUCUAUUUACGCUGAGCUGCAAGACUUUGUGCAGCUGAUACUGAGGGAGCCAUUGAGGAAAGCUAUUAAGAAUAAGAAGGACUUGAUAAGGAGUAUAAUAGUGUCAGUACGCGAGACAUGCGGCGACUGGGCACGCGGCUGUGAGCCGCAGCAGGACCCGGCACUGCGGGGCAAGAAGGACGGCGAAGCUAGCUUCACCAUCAAAGUGCCCAGGAGGAAUGUCGGCCCGUCAUCAACACAGCUGUACAUGGUCCGCACUCAGCUGGAAGCGCUGAUAUCGGACAAGUCCGGCGGGCGGCGGACGCUGCGCAAGGACCUCGACGCCAACACCCUCGCCAUGAUCGAGAACUUCCACCGGCUCAGCUUCUACUGGCCGUGUGUGCUCAACUUGUCAGAUUCCCUCCAGAAGUGUUGCGAUCUGUCCCAGCUCUGGUACCGUGAGUUCUAUCUCGAAAUGACUAUGGGCAGAAAAGUCAACAAAUGCACAGUUCGCCACCAACAUAACGAAGAAUGCAAUGACCUGAUCACGAUGGAGAAGCGAAUACAGUUUCCAAUCGAGAUGUCCAUGCCUUGGAUCCUGACUGAGCACAUCUUGAGGAGCAAGGAGCCUUCAAUGAUGGAAUACGUCCUCUACCCCUUGGAUUUAUACAAUGACAGCGCACAAUACGCCCUGACAGUCUUCCGCAAACAAUUCCUGUACGACGAGGUCGAGGCUGAGGUCAACUUGUGUUUCGACCAGUUCGUCUACAAGUUGUCCGAACAGGUCUACGCACAUUAUAAGCAAUUGGCUGCCAGCAUGUUGCUGGACAAGCGCUACCGCGCGGAGUGCAGCGCGCGCGGCGCGGGCGCGACGCCGCCGACGGGACGCUACGCCUCGCUGCUGCGCCAGCGCCACGUGGCGUUGCUGGGCCGCCACGUCGACCUCUGUGCGCUGGUGGCACAGCGCAUCAACGCUGACAUGCAUCGAGCGCUGGACGCGGCCGUCGCUAAAUUUGAAGCUGGCGACAUCACGGGAGUCGUGGAACUCGAGGGCCUGAUAGCGGUGAAUCGCCUCUGCCACAAACUUCUCAGCCGCUUCCUCACAUUGGACGAGUUCGACGCAAUACUGCGCGAGUCGGACCACGGUGUGCUGGCACCGUACGGCAGAGUGGCGCUGCACGUGUUCUGGGAGUUGAACUACGACUUCCUGCCCAACUACUGCUAUAACGCUGCCACGGACAGGUUCGUCAAAUGCCGCGGCAUCCAGUUCGCCGCGGGGGUGCAACGCGAGCGGCCCCAGCAGUCCGGGCACGCUUUGCUAUGGGGCUCCAAACAGCUGACUUUGGCUUACACAACGCAAUACGCUCAGUAUGCUGGGUUCGUCGGGGCGCAGCACCUGCACGCGCUGGUGCGGAUGCUGGGCUACCAGGGCGUGGCGGUGGUGGUGUCGGAGCUGCUGGACGUGGCGCGCGGGCUGCUGCACGGCGCGCUGGCGCAGUUCACGCGCGCGCUGCACGCCGCGCUGCCGCGACACUGCAAGCUGCCCAGAUACGACUACGGCUCGCCAGGCGUGCUGGGCUACUACCACGCACAGUUGACAGACAUAGUGCAGUACCCUGACGCCAGGACGGAGCUGUUCCACUCGUUCAGGGAGCUCGGCAACAUCAUACUCUUCUGCAUGCUAAUCGAACAGGCAUUGAGUCAAGAAGAAGUGACGGAUCUCCUUCACGCGGCGCCCUUCCAGAACCUUCUACCACGAGCUUUCGCAGCGGAUGGUGAGAAACCCGAGACCAAACAGAAGAGACUGGAGGCCAAAUACGCGGCGUUGCAGAUAGUGCAGAACGUAGACAAGUACGGGACAGCAAAACAAAGCCAACUGGCGCGCGAGGGGGACCUGUUGACGAGAGAGCGUCUGUGCUGCGGCUUAUCUCUGUUCUCCGUGGUGCUGCGGCGGCUGCGCGCCUGUCUAACGGCGCCGCAGUGGCCCUCGCCGCCCGCGCAGCACCACGCCCUCAACACCGACGACACUGUCGAGUUCCACAGGCUGUGGUCCGCCCUGCAGUUCCUGUACUGCAUCCCCGUCGGUGACACGCAGUUCACUGUGGAGGAGUUGUUCGGCGAGGGCCUCCACUGGGCUGGGUGCACCAUCAUAGCGCUGCUGGGGCAGCAGCGGCGCUUCGAGGCGCUCGACUACUGCUACCACAUCCUCAGGGUGCAGCGGGUCGACGGCAAACACGACAACGUCAAGGGCAUCCCGCUAAAGAACAUGGUGGACCGCAUCCGCCGGUUCCAAGUGCUGAACUCUCAGAUCUUCGGCAUCCUGGCGCGCCACCUGGCGGCCGACGACGAGCGCGCGGGCGUCGAACACGUGCGCUGCUUCCCGCCGCCCGCCGCCGCCAACCACUGAGCCGCAGGGGUGAGAAACGAGCGAGAAACACAUCUAAAUAUGCGAGAAAUACAUCUAAAAUGUCAGUUGCAUACCGUCAGUCUUUUACCUUGCGAGAAACACGUGUAAACGCAUCAGAAAAUCUGAUUCGUACUAAUGUACAGAACGAUGCACAAAAUACAUUUCAUCAAAUUGAUGUGUUUAUAUGGUAUACAAUAAAAAGCAUCUUUCGAUCUAAAUGUAUAUUAAUUCAAUGAAUAGCGACUGAUUUUAUGACUUUAUAUAUAAAAUUACGUAAAAUUGUCGUAUAGCGAUUACAGUGAGACAGUGAGGUGGGCUCACUAGCGACACCAUCAUUUUUUUAUCAAUUUAUUUUUAUGUGUAAACUAAAACUGAAAAAAUUAUUGUACGCUAGUUAAUGUGCGUGUUAUUAAGAGUUCUGAUUGAGAAGGAUGUUCAAAUGAAACCAAUGACUGUGCAGUUCACGAAAGUCCGGGUAUAUUGUCCGAAAUACGCAUUAAAAAAUUACAACUCACAAAUAUUACGUAACGAUUUAGAAUAUCGAAAUUUAUGCCGUUGACAUGCCUAUAUCAACUGACGCGCGGGGAACGACUGGUUUGUCGCGCACCGCAACACAUUCAUUUGCAGCGUCAGCUCUAAAUAAGUACAGUAUGUAACACAUGAGUCCCUACGAUAUAAAUUGUGCUACACUAGAUAAUAUAUAUAUUUUAAAGUAUAGGUAAUUGUUUUCUAUUGGACACAGUAGGCGCAAUUUACUAAAAAGAAAAUGGAGGUAUCGUUAUCAUAAUUGAAAAUCUUUAAAGUAAAAUAUAAAAAAUUUUCUUUAAGAUGACUAGUAAACAAUUAUAAAAACUAAUUAAUUAUGCUAAACGUAUAAGAUAGGUGAAUACAGUUCUUGGUUACAACUCUAGCAAAUUUAUAAUAAUACUAUCUAAUGAAAUGUAACGUUAUCACCUGUGAUGUUUUAAAAGUUUUCGUUAUAUUAAAAGAAUAUCGAUAAGAAAAUAUGGCGGCGUUAGUGAGCCGGGCGUUCUUUCAGGUAGAUUAUGAAGCAUAUUGUUUUAAUUCCUUAGAUCUACGAUUACUGUUUAUAAAAUAUUUUUAUACGAAAGCCAUUUAAAAAAAUGAAAUUUUUCUCAUUUAAAAUCAUUCCUGUAUUAUGUAAGACUAAUGAUUUGUGGAAUGUAAACCGAUGAAAUUUUUUACAAACACCUUUUUGUUUUACAUUAUAAAGGCGCAAUAGACUAUUCGCGUAAUGCCAUUGUCCUUUUGCAUGGCAUUGUGUCACUGUAUCAUAACGCCAAAUGAAUUGAGAUUCAUAUACUAUGUCCGCACUGAACGAAUGUGUUUCUAUCUCUUUUUAGCAUACUGUGUAAUCAUACAACAGAAAGAGUCAAGUAAAAGUUAAGAAAAUUGAUUUUUAACGAACUACAUAUUUUGCCAUUGCAAUAUGAAAUAGAAUGGUCAAGAUUGGUUGAUAAACACCCAGGAGAUAAACACCCGACAGGAGACAUCUAAUUUCUUCCCUUUCUUAACGAACUGUAUAACUGCUGAACUAAGUGUGGACAUUGCAUAUUAAAAAUGAAUUUCAAACAUGUAGACUACAUAUUUUAGAUAUACCUAGAUAUUGAUAUUUUUGUUUUAUCUAAAGGCGGCUAAAAACUAUCACCGAACUCGGACAAACUUCGACCCGAAUGCACGCCAAUAUUGCGUAGUUAGUAUGAAAGCUUUAUAUACCGCAAUGUAUAGCGAAUCCGCCAAAGCUCCGCGAACUGCAGACAUACCACGAAACAUAUAAACACGUAACACGAUACUAACGUCCACAUGCUGUCUCUUUUUCUCAUAUCGAGUACGCAUCGUGUAAAAGUAGUAUGUGUGGACGUGUUACGUGUUUUAUGGUAGCCCCCGUUUCGCGAUAAUGUAUAGCCGGCAUAAUAUAGGCAAAUAAAUGGAUUAUUUCAUAGCUUUAGUAGAUUGAUAAAAGUAUUCAAUAAAUGUAUUCUCAAAUAAAGAAUUAGUGUUAAGUAUAAUAUUGUAUUUUAGAAUUAACAUAACCAUAUGUUACAUUUUUUAUUCAAUAAAUAUAUUAAAUAAUC